ACUUUGUGUGUUGCUAUAGUACACUACAACCAGCCAGAUUGGCUAUCUGACUUCCUCUACUAUGCAGAAUUCAUUUUCUUAGGGCUCUUUAUGUCCGAAAUGUUUAUAAAAAUGUAUGGGCUCGGAACGCGGCCUUACUUUCACUCAUCCUUCAACUGCUUCGACUGUGCUGUCAUCAUUGGGAGCAUCUUUGAGGUGAUCUGGGCUGUGGUAAAGCCUGGCACCUCCUUUGGGAUCAGCGUCUUACGAGCUCUCAGGUUACUGCGCAUUUUCAAAGUCACAAAGUACUGGGCUUCCCUACGAAACCUAGUCGUAUCUCUGCUGAACUCCAUGAAGUCCAUCAUCAGCCUCCUUUUCCUCCUCUUCCUCUUCAUAGUCGUCUUUGCCCUUUUGGGAAUGCAACUCUUUGGGGGCCAGUUCAAUUUUGAUGACGGAACCCCUCCAACCAACUUUGACACUUUCCCAGCAGCAAUAAUGACGGUAUUUCAGAUCUUGACUGGUGAAGACUGGAACGAAGUGAUGUAUCAUGGUAUCCAAUCUCAGGGCGGUGUCGAUAGAGGAAUGAUGUUCUCAGUCUAUUUCAUUGUACUGACCUUGUUCGGUAACUACACUUUGCUCAACGUGUUCUUGGCUAUUGCUGUGGAUAAUCUGGCCAAUGCUCAGGAGCUCACCAAGGAUGAACAAGAAGAAGAAGAAGCAGCCAACCAGAAACUUGCCCUCCAGAAGGCAAAGGAAGUAGCAGAAGUGAGCCCUUUGUCCGCAGCCAACAUGUCGAUAGCAGUGAAAGAACAGCAGAAGAACCAGAAAGGCUCCAAAUCAGUGUGGGAGCAGCGGACAACUGAAAUACGGAAGCAGAACUUGAUGGCAAGCCGGGAGGCGCUCUACAAUGAGAUGGACCCUGAGGAUCGCUGGAAGGUCACGUAUGCCCGGCAGAUGCGGCCAGACAUGAAAACCCACUUAGACCGGCCACUAGUGGUAGAUCCUCAGGAGAAUCGGAACAACAACACCAACAAGACCCGUCCCAGUGAGCCACCCUUGGAUCCCCACUUCGGACAGCAACGGCCUGAGGAGUUCCUGCGAAAGCCACCCCGCUACCAUGAGCACCCACGGGAUCCCCAUACAUAUGAGCGCCCUGACUCAGGGAGCUUGGAGCCACGACGCCCACGGAGCAAGGAAAUUGACUUCAACCAGGAAAGCGGGUACCAUGAGAUGGACUACCCCAGCAAGGAGCAUAAUGCGAUUCCUGAGCGUGGUUACCGUGGUGACUGUGACUCUGAGCGCAUCAAGGCCUUGGACCCUCACCGCCGGCACCGAGGCGGCAAAGAGAGCCGAAGUGGGUCGCCCCGUACAGCUGAUGGCGACCGGGAGCUCCGGCGGCAUCGGGCUCACCGCCGGACGCCAGAUGAGGGAGGUGGUGAGGAGGGCAGCAAAGCUGAGCGCCGGCCUCGGCAUCGUGAGGGGAGCAGGCCCACGCGGGGGGAUGGGGAUGGGGAGCAGCCCGACGGAGAACGGCGCCGACGGCAUCGGCACACCGCACAGUCCACCUAUGAUGUUGAUGGCAAGGAGCGCCGUCACCGGCGCAGGAAAGAGAAUCAAGGCUCUGGCCUUCCACCUGGACCAAACCUAUCCACCACACGGCCGAUCCAACAGGAUAUGGGACGCUUGGAGCCCCCAGUGGCGGAGGAUAUUGACAACAUGAAAAAUAAUAAGCUGGCAACCAAUGAGACCUCAAACCCACAUCCCAUCGGUCAUCCUCAGAACCUUGCCAAAGGAGGCAGCCACUCAAAUUCCACACCCAGUCGCAUCCCCCAAAAUCCACCUGCUCCUUUGGACCAGCCACUGCCCAACUCUCAGAACUCUACCAGUCGCCGGGCCCCCAAUAACCCUGCCAAUCCAGCCAGCCCUGGACCCCCUAAGAACCCUGAGAACAGCCUCAUUGUCACUAACCCCACCACCCAGAACAACCCACCUAAAACUGCCAAGAAACCAGAGCACACGGUGGUGGAGGUCCCACCCACCUUCCCACCACCAAUCAACAAUGCCAUCAUGCAAGUCAAUAAGAAUGCCAAUCCUGAACCUUUGCCCAAGAAGGAGGAAGAGAAAAAGGAGGAAGAAGAUGAUGAUGGAGGAGAGAAUGGGCCCAAACCCAUGCCACCAUACAGCUCCAUGUUCAUCCUCUCAACCACUAACCCGUUUCGGCGGCUUUGCCAUUACAUUGUAAACUUGCGCUACUUUGAGAUCUGCAUCCUGAUGGUGAUUGCCAUGAGCAGCAUUGCAUUGGCUGCUGAAGACCCUGUACAGCCAAGUGCUCCCCGUAACAAUGUUCUCCGUUAUUUUGACUAUGUCUUCACAGGUGUCUUCACCUUUGAAAUGGUUGUUAAGAUGAUUGACUUAGGACUGAUCCUUCAUCGGGGCUCUUAUUUUCGGGACCUGUGGAACAUCUUGGAUUUCAUUGUGGUCAGUGGCGCAUUGGUGGCGUUUGCCUUCACAGGCAGCAAAGGGAAAGACAUCAACACCAUCAAAUCCCUGCGUGUCCUUCGCGUCCUCAGACCCCUCAAAACCAUCAAGCGAUUGCCAAAACUCAAGGCUGUGUUUGACUGUGUCGUGAACUCACUAAAAAAUGUCCUCAACAUCCUCAUUGUGUAUAUGCUCUUCAUGUUCAUCUUCGCUGUGGUGGCUGUCCAGCUCUUUAAAGGCAAGUUCUUCUACUGCACUGAUGAGUCCAAGGAGUUUGAAAAGGAUUGCAGGGGAGAGUACUUAGUCUAUGAGAAGAACAAUGAAGUGAAGGCUGAGAGGCGAGAGUGGAGGAAAUAUGAUUUCCAUUAUGACAACGUGUUGUGGGCACUUCUUACUCUCUUCACUGUAUCUACAGGAGAAGGCUGGCCAGAUGUCCUCAAGCACUCGGUGGAUGCUACAUAUGAGAAUCAAGGCCCUAGCCCUGGUUAUCGCAUGGAGAUGUCCAUUUUCUAUGUGGUCUACUUUGUGGUCUUCCCGUUUUUCUUUGUCAACAUUUUUGUGGCCUUAAUCAUCAUCACCUUCCAGGAGCAGGGGGACAAGAUGAUGGAGGAGUACAGCUUGGAGAAGAAUGAGCGAGCCUGCAUUGACUUUGCUAUCAGCGCCAAGCCACUCACCCGGCACAUGCCUCAGAACAAGCAGAGCUUUCAGUACCGUAUGUGGCAGUUUGUGGUUUCACCACCCUUUGAGUACACCAUUAUGGCCAUGAUUGCCCUAAACACCAUUGUCUUAAUGAUGAAAUUCUACAAUGCCACAAACAUAUACGACCAUUUACUAAAGAUGUUCAACAUUGUCUUCACCGCCCUGUUCUCCUUGGAGUGUAUUCUGAAAAUCAUCGCUUUUGGAUUGUUGAAUUAUUUCCGUGAUGCCUGGAAUAUCUUUGAUUUUGUCACAGUUCUGGGUAGCAUCACAGACAUCUUAGUGACAGAGUUUGGGAACAACUUCAUCAACCUGAGUUUCCUUAGGCUGUUCCGAGCUGCCCGCCUCAUUAAGCUGCUCCGACAGGGUUACACCAUCCGCAUCUUGCUCUGGACCUUUGUCCAAUCCUUUAAGGCCCUUCCAUAUGUGUGUCUGCUGAUUGCAAUGCUCUUUUUCAUCUACGCCAUUAUUGGAAUGCAGGUCUUUGGUAACAUUAGCAUUGAUUAUGACGAGGACAUGUCUGAGGAUGACAAGCCUGCCAUCACCGAGCACAACAAUUUCCGCACAUUUUUCCAAGCCCUAAUGCUUCUCUUUAGGAGUGCCACAGGUGAGGCUUGGCAUGAGAUCAUGCUCGCCUGUCUGAGUGGGAAGCCCUGUGAUGAGAAAGCAGACCUCAAAGGCCAGGAGUGUGGCAAUGAGUUUGCGUAUUUCUAUUUUGUUUCCUUCAUCUUCCUGUGCUCUUUCUUGAUGUUGAACCUUUUUGUGGCUGUCAUCAUGGACAACUUUGAGUAUCUGACCCGGGACUCCUCCAUUUUGGGGCCCCACCACCUGGAUGAGUAUGUGCGUGUGUGGGCUGAGUAUGACCCUGCUGCCUGGGGCCGGAUGACUUUCAUGGACAUGUAUGAGAUGCUGAGACAUAUGUCUCCACCCCUGGGGCUAGGGAAGAAAUGCCCAGCCCGUGUUGCUUAUAAGAGACUACUUCGUAUGGACCUGCCUGUGGCAGACGACAAUACAGUCCAUUUCAAUUCCACCCUCAUGGCAUUGAUCCGGACUGCACUUGACAUCAAGAUUGCCAAAGGGGGGGCUGACAAACAGCAGAUGGAUGCAGAGCUGAGGAAGGAGAUGAUGGCAAUUUGGCCCAACCUCUCACAGAAAACUCUGGAUCUCCUGGUCACCCCUCAUAAAUCGACUGAUCUGACAGUGGGCAAAAUCUAUGCAGCCAUGAUGAUCAUGGAAUAUUAUCGCCAAAGUAAGGCCAAGAAGUUGCAGGCCAUGCGGGAGGAGCAGAAUCGGACACCACUUAUGUUCCAGCGCAUGGAACCGCCAUCUCCAUCCCAGGAGGGUGGCCAAGGACAGAAUGCUCUCCCCUCCUCACAACUGGAUCAAGGAGGCGGAAUGAGCAUGCAGGAAGGAGGAAUGAAGGAAAGUGAGUCGUGGGUCACCCAACGAGCACAGGAGAUGUUCCAGAAGACAGGGACUUGGAGCCCAGAGCGGGGGCGCCCAGAGGAGAUACCAAAUAGCCGGACCAAUUCCCAGUCUGUAGAGAUGCGAGAGAUGGCAAAGGAUGGCUACUCGGACAGCGACCAGUACCUGCCCAUGGAAGGACAUGGACGGGCUGCCUCCAUGCCACGGCUGCCUGCUGAAAACCAGAGGAGGAAGGCGCGACCGCGAGGGAAUAAUCUCAGUACUAUCACAGAUGCAAGCCCCAUGAAACGUUCUGCCUCAAUGUUGGGCCACUCACGCUCCAAAGGCAUGCGCUUGGAAGAUUACUCGCUAGAAAGGGUAAUCCCAGAGGAGAACCAGCGGCAUCACCGGCGGCGGGAGCGGAGCCACCGGACGUCGGAGCGCUCACUCAGUCGAUACACAGAUGUGGACACAGGACUGGGGACGGACCUCAGUAUGACCACGCAGUCGGGUGACCUACCUCCCAAAGAAAGAGACCAAGAGCGAGGCAGGCCAAAGGACCGGAAACACCAUCAUCACCACCACCAUCAUCACCACCACCACACGUCUUCUGACAAGGAGCGGUACUCACAAGAGAGGCACGAAUAUAGCCGGCCUCGCUCCAGAGAUCGACGUUGGUCCCGCUCACCCAGUGAGGGCCGAGACCACAUGCCUCACAGGCAGGGCAGUAGUUCCGUAAGUGGGAGUCCAGUCCUCUCAACGUCUGGCACCAGCACCCCGAGGCGAGGACGCCGCCAGCUCCCACAGACCCCUUCUACACCCCGGCCACAUAUCUCCUACUCCCCUGUGGUCCGUAAGGCCGUCAACACAGGGCCCCAGCAGCAGCAGCAGCAGCAGCAGCAGCAGCAGUCCGUGCACUCCAGCCGACUCUCCAGCCCAGCACCAAGGCGCUACCCCUCGCUGCCCGCAGAGCACCACCUCUCUGAGCGUCGCAGCAGGUCCCCAGCUAUGGAGCGGCACACGGUCCCGCCGCGAAACGAUUCGCCUCGGGCCUACCGCCACGCCAGCAGCCGGUGGUCGGCCCCGCACGUCUCUGAGCCACACCCGGGACCUCGUCAUGGCAGUGGCUACUACCGGAGUCCGGACUACGCCGGCCCAGCUGGUGAGGAAGCCUUUUCCUAUGAGACAAUGCAGCACGGGAGCAGCUCAGGACGUUCGCCCAGAACUUCCCGGGUGGGCAGCAGCUCGUCCUCCCUCUCUCCGUCCAGGCAUGGGCGGCGGCUACCCAAUGGAUACUAUCACUCGCAUGGACCCGCCAAGUCGCGUGGGACAGGAUCACGCAAAGGACUGCACGAACCUUAUAGCGAAACUGAUGAGGACGACUGCUGCUAACCUAGAAGUGGUUUCACAUGACACAUGCGCACGCGCGCCAAACACACUAGACACACACCC
Messenger RNA from Elgaria multicarinata webbii, 6009 nucleotides. It is a transcript of the gene CACNA1A, whose product is annotated as calcium voltage-gated channel subunit alpha1 A. The coding region runs from base 91 to 5949 and encodes 1952 amino acids. Gene Ontology annotation, biological process: calcium ion import across plasma membrane; chemical synaptic transmission. NCBI's taxonomy places the organism in Eukaryota, Metazoa, Chordata, Lepidosauria, Squamata, Anguidae. The transcript is spliced from 37 exons. Gene Ontology annotation, cellular component: membrane; neuronal cell body; voltage-gated calcium channel complex. The record is from RefSeq and is a predicted model, not a curated record. Gene Ontology annotation, molecular function: high voltage-gated calcium channel activity.